UAACCUUUUGGGAGGAGAAAGCUUUCAAAACGUCAUAAUUUUGUUCGAAACAAUUGAAUGAUCUACAAUUAAUAUACUAAAUUGCAUUCAAUUGCGAACGGACUAUUAAUACGAUUGAUACAAUAACUUAUGAACCAAUUACUAGUAAAAGUGGCCAAGUUAUAAUCAAAAGUAUAGUCAGUAUGAAGAUAUUAUUUUUAAUAGUUAAUUUUACAAUUUAUGUGACCUGUGUACAAUCAUUUUGUGAUUGUGGUCUUGAAGGUAUAAGAUCAAGAAUUUACAAAGGAAAGGUUACUCAGACACACAAGUUUCCUUGGAUUGCUCAUUUAAGAUUCACACAACCUGCAAGUACUGAUUAUUACCAAUGCGGUGGGACUUUGGUUGACAAUCAACAUAUUGUUACUGCAGCUCAUUGCAUAUUUGAUUCAAAUGGAAAAUUUUAUCAACCUGCUAAUGUCCAAGUUUAUCUAGGAAUCUUGGACAAAUAUCGAGAUAUCAGGACAUCUUUGGCUGUUGAGCGAUACAUUUAUGAUGGUCAUUAUGCACCUUCUUCACCAUUACACUAUGAUAUUGCCAUUUUACGCUUGAAAGAACCAGUUCAAUUUUCUGCAACCGUCUAUCCAAUUUGUAUUCCAUCUUCGGACGAUCAAAUUUAUCGAAGAUUAACUGUUGCUGGUUGGGGUGAUACUGAUCCAUCUAAAACUGGAAGUGCAGUUUUAAGAGAAGUUGAUGUUGAUUUUAUUCCAAAAUCAACUUGUUAUGAAAUGCAAUAUAACUAUUGGAUCAGAAAGAGCAAUUUUCAGCAAUAUUACCGAUUUAAUUUGCCCCCUAUCCAUGAGAAUCACAUUUGUGCUCUUAAUACGCUAACCAGUGGUGCUCCAUGUAUAGGUGAUUCGGGUGGACCAUUGAUGUUCAAAGAUCCACAAAAUGGUCGAUGGUAUCUGAUUGGUGUUGUUUCUGGUGUUGCUUCUAGUACUCGGGAUUUUUGUGGAGUCGAUUUGGGUGUUCCCGGUCUAUUCACAUCUAUUUCAAAAUAUCGAUCAAUGAUUUUACAAUCAACUUAUGGAGUUUGUAUGAGACCCUAUUAGUUAUAACAUCAUAAGCUUUGUGUUUGAGUAACCAUUUAACUUUAUGAAUCAAAUAUAAAAUCUGUUAGCAUAAGUAAUACGUG
Messenger RNA from Tetranychus urticae (two-spotted spider mite), 1171 nucleotides. The record is from RefSeq and is a predicted model, not a curated record. NCBI's taxonomy places the organism in Eukaryota, Metazoa, Arthropoda, Arachnida, Trombidiformes, Tetranychidae.